Aspergillus homomorphus CBS 101889 is the source of this 702-nucleotide messenger RNA. RefSeq lists its product as uncharacterized. Bases 239 to 490 code for a protein of 83 amino acids. The transcript has a single exon. The record is from RefSeq and is a predicted model, not a curated record. NCBI's taxonomy places the organism in Eukaryota, Fungi, Ascomycota, Eurotiomycetes, Eurotiales, Aspergillaceae.
GAGCUUACCGUUCAGCUCUUCAUAUCAUCUUUUCUAGCUCCCCAUCCCUCUUGCCAUCAGCUUAAUUUUAUCUUCACUUAGCCAACUCGGAACAGAAACCCAACUCCGUCCCAAAUUACAUACCUCUUACUUGCUCGCCGAGAACAUUUAAACUCAACUACAGACCCACUACAAACCAUCAUACUACCAUUCCGUACGCUCAUCUCUAUAUCACUCCAAGUCAACAGAGAGGGAGAGAAUGACAUCCUUCACCGCCAUUCAACGUCCCCCCUCCGCACCCCUGGGCAACCUCCCCCGCACAGACGCACAACUUGCAGGCGACGCAUGGCGAUAUCUAUCGCGGCAGGUGCGCAAACUCCGGCGGCACCACACUCCCAAUGGUUCCCAGCGACAAGCCUUGCCAAACGCAGAGACAGACUCUGUCAUCAGUGAGAUGGAGACAUUGGUUGUGACGGAGGACGAGAAGAAUGGCAAGGAGACUUCGGGGUAGCGAAUUGCUGUGCUGGGCAUUAUCGAUGCUUGGCGUUAGCUCAUGGUUUGGGAGUUACCAUUGCCUGAGUGGGUGGUACUGCUUGUGGUCAUUGGUUUAUCAUGUUGAUAUGAACUUGGAGGGAUAUACAUUCACCAAAGUUCAUGGUUGGUCCUUCUGUUUCGGGUUGAGCUGAUCGGCCGAGAAUGUUGGAUCCAUAGAUUAUCUGUGGC